This is a messenger RNA of Miscanthus lutarioriparius, 810 nucleotides long. The record is from the annotation of a GenBank genome assembly. Lineage: Eukaryota; Viridiplantae; Streptophyta; Magnoliopsida; Poales; Poaceae.
AUGGCGGGCGCGGCGGAGGGGACCGUGAUCGCGUGCCACACCAAGGAGGAAUUCGACGCCCAGUUGGCCAAGGGCAACGAGGCCGGCAAGCUGGAUAUGUAUGAUUUCAUGGCCCUUGGUAGACCUGCAACUCCUACCAUUGAUCGUGGGAUAGCAUUACAUAAGAUGAUUAGACUUAUCACAAUGGGUUUAGGAGGAGAGGGCUAUGUUAAUUUCAUGGGAAAUGAGUUUGGACAUCCUGAAUGGAUAGAUUUUCCAAGAGGUCCGCAAAGACUUCCAAGUGGUAAGUUCAUUCCAGGGAAUAAUAACAGUUAUGACAAAUGCUGUCGAAGAUUUGACCUGGGUGAUGCAGACUAUCUUAGGUAUCGUGGUAUGCAAGAGUUUGAUCAGGCAAUGCAACAUCUUGAGCAAAAAUAUGGAUUCAUGACGUCCGAUCACCAGUAUAUUUCUCGGAAACAUGAGGAGGAUAAGAUGAUAGUGUUCGAAAAGGGAGAUUUGGUAUUUGUGUUCAACUUCCACUGCAACAACAGUUAUUUUGACUACCGUAUUGGUUGUCGAAAACCUGGGAUGUAUAAGGUGGUCUUGGACUCGGACGCUGGACUAUUUGGUGGGUUUGGCAGGAUCCAUCACGAGGCAGAGCACUUCACCACCACUGUUCACAUGAUAACAGGCCCCAUUCCUUCUCGGUUUAUACACCAAGCAGAACCUGCGUCGUCUAUGCUCCAGCGGAAUGAUAGCAAGGUAUACCUCGCCUGCCCGCCUGCCUUAGAUGUUAACCCUACAACGAUAGACAUGGAUACGGAAUUGUGA